AUGCUGGGCUGUGCGGUAGUCUUGGCGCUCUCUUGGACGGUUUGCGCCGCAAAGGUGCUUACUCCUCCUUACAUCAACAUCGCAGAGAACAGCAAGGUUGAGGCCACCUAUACCUGCGGCGAAGAAGGUCCAGACCUAUACUGCAAGCUAAUUGGUGCCAACCAGGACGCCACAGUAGACGAAAGCAAUGUCAUCAUCCAUGGACAGGUGUGUGAUGUCUGCGACGCCAACGAGCCUUCGAAGAGCCACCCUGCGACCGCCGCAGUGGACGGUACCGAGUCCUACUGGAUGUCGCCUCCGUUGUCGAGGGGCAUGACCUACAGUCAAGUCAACUUUACCAUAGAUCUAGGGCAGGAAUUUCAUGUAGCAUAUGUGAUACUUAAAAUGGGAAUUUCCCCGAGACCUGAAGUGUGGGUACUAGAAAAAUCCUCUGAUAAUGGUGCCACUUAUUCACCCUGGCAAUACUUUGCUGAUACACUGGCUGAUUGUGAAAGGUUUUUUGGAAGUGCAAGUUUAGAACCAAUUACUAGGGAUGACUCAGUAAUAUGUGAUACUCGAAAUUCAAAAAUUAUACCAUUAGAAGAUGGGGAGAUAGUUGUAUCACUAUUAAAUGAUCGACCCUCUGCAAAUGAUUUCUUCAAUUCUUCUGUUCUUCAAGAAUGGACUCGGGCAACUAAUGUGAGAUUGAGGCUUUUACAGACAAAAACUCUCUUUGCACAUUAUAUGUCUUUUGCCCGUCAGGAUCCUUCUGUAACAAGAAGAUAUUUUUAUUCUAUUCGUGACAUCAAUAUCGGUGGUCGAUGCAGAUGUAAUGGGCAUGCUGAAGUUUGUUUACCUGUUGAAGGAACUAAUAAAAAAGUUUGUGAUUGCAAACAUAAUACAACUGGUGACUUUUGUGAACGUUGUAAGGAAAAUUUGAUUCAGAAGAAGUGGAGGCAAUCCAAAUCAAACCAGGUCUUUGAAUGCGAAGAAUGUAAUUGUCAUGGUCAUUCUUACAAGUGUAUAUACAAUGAGACAGUUGAUGCAUUGGGUCUAUCUUUGGACAAAUAUGGCAAAUAUGAAGGUGGUGGCGUUUGUCAAGAUUGUGAAGAUUUCACUGAAGGAAUUAACUGUGAAAGAUGUAAGGCAGGAUAUUAUAGGCCAUUUGGAAGGCUACCUACACAAAAAGAUGCUUGUGAACGUUGCAGGUGUGAUGGACCUUAUUAUACUGGCAAUUGUGCUGAUCGAACUGGAAUCUGUGAAUGUAAAGUCAAUUACCAACCACCCCAUUGUCAGUCUUGUGCUCUUGGUUACUUUGGCUUUCCAGAGUGUAAAAAUUGCACCUGCUUCAUACAUGGUACUGAAGGAGGAGUUUGUGAACCAGAAAGUCCUGUUUCUACGUGUGUCUGUAAACAAAAUUUUUUUGGACCAGAGUGUAAAAUUUGUCGUGAAGGAUAUCACAAUUUUCCAGAAUGUGAAUCAUGUAAUUGUGAUCCUGUGGGCUCUUCAAGUGAAAUUUGUAAUGUAACUAAUGGACAGUGUGAUUGUCAAAAUAACUUUGGAAGUACAAAAUGUGACCAAUGUGCUCAUGGAUACUUUGAUUUUCCACAAUGUACACUCUGUAAAUGUGAUCCUCGAGGCACAGUUGAGGAAAUAUGUGACAAAAGCUCUGGCCAAUGUUUGUGUAAAGAAGGUUUUGGAGGUGAUAAGUGUGACAAAUGUAUACCUGGAUACAAAGAUUACCCAGAUUGUCAGCCCUGUGGUUGCAGCGAGAUAGGUAGUACAACAACAGUUUGUGAUGUUUCUGGGAAAUGUGAUUGUCUUGAUAGAUUUUCUGGCAAAACCUGCACUCAAUGUGCUUUUGGGUACUACAAAUAUCCUGAGUGUUUACCCUGUGACUGUGAUACACAAGGAACUUACAGAAAUUAUAUGUCUUGUGACGAUAAUGCACAGUGUAAGUGUCGGCCUGGUAUUGUUGGAAAACGGUGUGAUUCUUGUGAAGAGGGUCUCUACAACUUCCCUGCUUGUGAAGAAUGUGAUUGUGAUCCUGCUGGUGUCUUGCCUAAUUCAUCUGACUGUGGAACACUUUCAAAAGUGGGAGAAUUAUGUCAGUGCAAAUCAAGAGUUACUGGCCGUAAAUGCAAAGAAUGUAAACCAUUGUAUUGGAAUUUGCAGUAUUAUAACCCUUUGGGCUGUGAAGAAUGCAAUUGCAAUGCUGAUGGUAUUAUCGGAGGGGUAGGUGUUUGUGAUUCAAAAUCAGGCCAAUGUCUAUGUAAAGAAAAUGUGGAAUCAAGAGGUUGUGAUACUUGUGUUGAUGGAUCGUAUAAUCUUCAAGGAGAUAAUUUAUUUGGUUGUACAGAUUGCAACUGUGACAUUGGUGGAGCUUUGGAUUCUAAUUGUAACAAAGAAACGGGAGCUUGCACAUGUAGGCCAAGAAUAGAAGGAAGAAGUUGUAAUGUACCCAUGCGACAACAUUAUUUUCCUACACUUUAUCAAUUCCAAUAUGAGCUCGAAGAUGGUUUUACCCCUGGUUAUCCAGGAGAUCCUGUGAGUUUUGCAUAUGAAGAAUCUGUUUUUCCUGGAUUUUCUUGGAGAGGUUAUGCAGUUUUUAGUUCAACUCAGAAUGUUAUAAAAUAUCAAGUAGAUAUCAAUGCAGAUACAAUCCAUUAUGUCAUAAUGAGAUACGUUAAUCGAAAUGAUGAGACAGUUGUCGGUAUUAUUCGUGCCAGACAUGAGGAUGAAGACCCAUUAGAAAGUAAGAUUUAUUUUAAGCCAUCUUCUCAACCCGCCUUCGCCAUUGCCACCGGUGCUGGAAAGUCCACAAUACCUAUACCACUUGUCACAACUUCGCAGGGAAAGUGGGAUAUGGAGUUCAUUGUUAACAGUACAUUGUUUGUCGAUUAUUUUGUAUUACUCCCUCAGUCGUAUUUUGAAGGUAAUGUUCUUAUUGAUUAUGCUGUGAGAGAACCUUGUAAAAAAGGUUACAAAUCUUUAUGCAAACAUUAUGCUUACCCAAGGAUUGAAAAGUAUGAUACAGCUUAUGGAAACAAAGCGUUCCUGAUUACUCAAAAUGGUAGGGAACCGCCAUCUGAUUUAAUGGAGUGGAAUGCUCACUUGGCAGGCUCUAAUGUAGAGGAUUUGCCCAUGCUGACACCUCUGCAGAAGGAAUUGAGUUUUGAAGUUCGAACAGAAAAUAAAGGACCUUCAUUCAUAAUAAUUAAUUAUGGAACCCCUGAAGAUGGUAAUGCAACAUCGAGUAUUAAAAUUGAAAUAGAAGGAGAUAGCACAAAGUACUUAGGGCAUCUUAUGCUUUCUCCUUGUCCUUUUACUUGGCUAUGUCGUUAUGCGUUUCUUGAUAAUGAUGGGAAAAUAGCUGUUUUCAACAUUAAUGAUGAUUUUCUAACAGUCACACUUGAGCUUGGUAAUAUUGGUGAAGUUGGUAUUGAAUCAGUGAGUGUUGCGUUUCUUGAUAAUGAUGGGAAAAUAGCUGUUUUCAACAUUAAUGAUGAUUUUCUAACAGUCACACUUGAGCUUGGUAAUAUUGGUGAAGUUGGUAUUGAAUCAGUGAGUGUUAUACCUUUCGAUAACAAAACUGCCUUUGAUUUCUUAAAACCCAACCCUGUAUGUGUUAUAAAAGAUGGGAUCUGUAGAUCAACUCUCUUCACUACUCCUCUUGAUCAUCACAUUAAAAAGGUAGAAUUCGAAACAGGAAAUGAAGGUCGAAAGGCAUCUAAAUUUCUUCCAAAUACUCAAGACAACAAUACAGGACUUAUUUAUUUACAUAAAGAUGAUCCAAUGAUUGACAUUGGUGGAAAGGUUUCUGCUCCUGGAAAUUAUACUAUUAUUGUUCAUUAUUACCAACCUAAUAACCCAGAUUUCAAUUUAGAAGUUUUGAUGCAUGACCUAGCUCCUGAAGGUUUUGUUAGAUUGGCCCAUUGUCCAUCAACUGCUGGAUGCCGUGCUGUAAUAAAACAGAACAAUGGAAAUGAAAUCAUUCCAAUAACAGAAAAUUACCUUUUUACUUUCAAGGUACCAAAUAACAAAGAUGUUUGGUUGGACUACAUAUUAAUACUUCCUGAAUCUAAAUUCUCACUAGAUUACUUAAUAGAUAAGCCUGAAGGUAGUACAAAUCAGUUUGUGACUGAAUGUACCACAAAUAUGUACUAUGUUGAUCAGAGCGCAAGUGAGUUUUGUCGCUCAGCAAUAUUUUCAUUGACGACUCAUUUCAAUAAUGGAGCUCUGAAUUGCCGAUGUCACCCCGAUGGUUCUUACACUCUUCAAUGUGAGCCAUUUGGGGGUCAGUGUAAGUGUAAGGAAAAUAUAAUUGGAAGGAGAUGUCAGAGAUGUAAAACUGGGUACUACCAAUUUCCCCAAUGUAAACAAUGCAGCUGCCCCGAGAAUUCUUUGUGUGAUGAAGUAACAGGCCAAUGCUCAUGCCCUCCUAAUGUUGUUGGAGAAAACUGUGAUCAGUGUGCAAAUAAUACAUACGGCUACUUUCCUUUAUUAGGCUGUAGAGAAUGUGAAUGUAAUUAUCUUGGAUUGAUGGAUGGAAACUUACAGUGUGACCCAACUCUUGGAAACUGCAAUUGCAAGGAGAAUGUAAUUGGAAGACAAUGUGAUAGCUGCAAAAUUGGUCAUUAUUUGUUUCCUGAGUGUCGUAGAUGUGAUUGUGAGCUCGAAGGAACUACUUUUGAAAUUUGUAGUAACGUGACUGGUGCUUGCCUAUGCAAAGAAAAUGUUGAAGAUGAAGCAUGUGAUAUUUGUAGAUUUGGUUCUUUUAACCUUCAAGGUUCUAACAAAAAAGGUUGCACAGAAUGUUUUUGCUUUGGUCAUUCUCAGGAUUGUCGAAGCACAAGGCUCUAUAAAUCUCGGAUUUUUAGCAUGAACAAUUGGAGUCUUAACACAAUAUUUAUAAAAAAACCUAUUAUUGAGUAUGAGACACUUACUAAAGAACCUGAACGACCUUCAGGGAAUUCCAUUGCUGUGUCAUUAAUCCAAGAAGAUUUGCAGAAUCAAUUUGUCUUCUUUAGUGCUCCAAAGGAAUACCUAGGGAAUCAGCUGACUUCAUAUGGUGGCCAUUUAUCAUAUCAACUUGUAACUACUGCUGGCUUAGCUUAUGAACCAGCAGAAAAUGCUCCCACUGUGAUUCUGAAAGGUGGUGGAUUGAAUCUUCUUUACUAUUCAUAUGAGCUUCCUCCAUCAGCUGGUCCAUUUCAUGUAGCUGUUGAAAUCAUAGAAUCCAAUUUUGUUCUAUCAACAACAUUUUUACAACCUACCCGACCGCAAUUGAUGCAAGUACUUAAGGAUUUAGAAGGAAUUUAUAUUAAAGCCACAUUCUGGAAAAAUACAACAAAUUCUAUAUUAGAAAAUCCUCUGUUGGACUCGGCAAGUGAGGUAUACAGCGACCUGGGAUUGGCAUUAUCUGUUGAAGAAUGUCUUUGUGAGCCACAGUACACUGGUUUAUCUUGUGAGGAGUGUGCUCCUGGCUAUUAUAGAACAAAUAAUGGUCCAUAUGGAGGUAACUGCGUUCCUUGCCAAUGUCACGGCCAUGCUGCAUCUUGUGAUAAACAAACAGGCAUUUGCAUUGAUUGUCAACACAAUACUACUGGAGAUCAUUGUGAAAUGUGUACAGAAGGUUACCAUGGUGACGCUAGAAUUGGUAGUCCUUAUGACUGUCUUAUUUGUGCAUGCCCUCUUCCAAUACCCAGCAACAAUUUUGCAGUGAGCUGUGAGCUUUCUCCAGAUGGCGAUUCAAUCAGCUGCAAUUGUAAAAAAGGAUAUUUUGGAAGUCUUUGUGAUUCAUGUGCAAUUGGCUACUAUGGAAAGCCACGACAAGAAGGAGAUGGAAUUUGUCGACCUUGUGAAUGCUCUGGUAAUAUUGAUCCUAAUUCACCCGGGUCCUGUGAUUCAAUCACUGGUGAAUGUAUCAAAUGUCUCAACAAUACCUAUGGUGAAGCUUGUCAUCUUUGUGCUCCCGGUUUUUAUGGUGAUGCUGUUUUUGGUAAAAACUGUCAAAGUUGUGUUUGUGACAAGUGUGGAACUAAAAGCUGUGAUCAUAAAACUGGAAUUUGUGAGUGCCAUGAAAAUGUGCAGGGAGAAGCUUGUGAUUCAUGUUUAGAAAAUCAUUAUGGACUCAGUUCUUGUCAAGGUUGUCAGUCUUGUAAUUGCGGUCCAGCCUCAGAAAGCCCACAAUGUGAUUUGGAAACAGGACAAUGCAAAUGUAAACCUGGAGUCACUGGAAGAGCCUGCGACAGGUGUGAUCAUGGCUACUGGAACUAUACCUCUGAGGGCUGCAAAUUGUGUUCGUGCAACAUUGGUUAUUCAAUAGGAGUGGGAUGUAACCCUGAUACUGGCAAAUGUGAAUGUCUACCAGGCGUUAUUGGUGAGAAAUGUGAUCAUUGUCCUCCCCGAUGGGUAUUAGAAAAAGGAAAAGGCUGCUAUUCUUGUGAUCAGUGUAUUGAUGAUCUUCUGGAUGUAAUGGAUGUUCUUCAUAACAAAUUUGACCCUUUUGCUCGUGAAUUUACAGGUUUCAAUGAAAGCUUCUUUACUAGACAACGUAUUGUUUUUAUCAACCAAAAUAUAAAUGAAUUAAGACCCAAAGUCUCAGAACUAGAAAAUGUAGAAGGAAAAUUUUCUCCGAUUAAGAAAAAUUUAGAUUCUAUUGAAGAUGAUGUUGACAAACUAAAAAGAACAGCCGAGUAUAUAGUUGACAAAACUAAUAAUACUAUGGACAAGCAAUUAAGAACAGAAUUUGAAGACACAGAAGAUUUAAUUGACAAGGCCAUUGGAGAGGCCCAGCUAUCGGUCAUGGAAAUAAAGGAUAUAGCUGAAAGCUUCUCUAAUGGUGUAGGUUCAAAGUACUUUCCUAGCUCUGGAUUUGCUGAUUAUUUGAAAGAAGCUCAAAGAAUAUUGAGUGACUUACAGGCAUAUCAGCCACAGCACGAUGGCAAUUCUAUACGUGAAAAUAACCUUGCAAGAGCUGAAAAACUUUUACAGGAUGUCAGAAAAGUUAAAUCACCUGUUGAUACAAGAGUUGGAUUGAUAUCCAAACUGGAAGAAGAUAUAAAAUCAUUGAAUUAUAAACUUGCAGAUCUAAAAAAACAUUCCCUUCAAAGUUUGGAAAAAGCAAAAAUACUCAGUGAACAAACAAAAAAAAAUCGGGAACACAACAUACCAGAGAAGUUCAAAACAAUUAAAAACCUAGAAGGAAAUGCAAGUAAUACACUUAAAGCAGCUGAUGAAUUACUGGAGAAAACUAAUGAGUUACUGUCACGAGUUUCAAAUGAUCUGUAUAGACAAUUUACAAAUAACAAAACUGAAUGGGAGGAUUUCCUAAGUGAUUCAACUAAAAAAAUAGAUGCUUUAAAAUCAGAAAUUGAUGAACUAACGGAACUUGUUCUAGAAGCCACUAACCAUGCUAGGGAAUUGGAACACCAGGGUGAAGAACUUAAAAACAUCGAAAAAGAACAUGAGCAUGAUACUAAUGCUGUACAGGGUUAUAAGACCAUUGUCAACACUUUAAGAGACACCUUAAUUAUUGCCAAUGAUGCAAAAAUGACUGCCGAGAGAGCUUAUGAUGAGUCCGAAGGUAUUGGAGGUAAAGCACUUGAAUCAAGGGAUAAAUCUACAUCUCUUUACAACGACGCUAGGGAAACCCUAAGUCAGUCACAAUUGGAACUGGAGCCAGAGCUUAAAGGUGAAAAAGAUAAGAUUGAAAGCAUUCAGAUGAAGAAAGGCAAUAUUGAGGGCGAUAUUCAAGAGCUUGAGAGUAAUUUAAAUAAAACUAUUGACACUCUUGGACAAACAAAUGUCAAUACUGGAACUGAACUUGCUGAUGAAGCAGUUAGAGGUGCUGAAGAGGUCAUAGAAAAUAUUAAAGGUAUUGUGGAUGAACUUCCUCAAAAACUUGAUGUAUCAAAAGAAAUACAAAGGAACAUAAAAGACAGUGAAAAUGACAUAAAUGGAGUGAACUCGGCUAUUGAUAACAUAUUAAAAAUAUUACCGGAUACAAAAGAUCUUGCAUCUAAAUUAAAAGAUCGUCCCAGAAAAAUGGAAAGUGACCAUAAUAAUCUGAAAGAUAAAUUAGCUGAACUAGGAAGGCAAAUAGAAUUGGCAAGAGAGCUGGCAAACAGUGUAUCAACUGCAGUUAAAUUUGAUCGUACUAGUACAUUAGAACUUCGCAACCCUCCAGGUCUUCCUGAGCAGGGUGUCAACAAUGUUCUCUCCUUGUACUUUGCUACUCAAGAGGCAAAUGGACUUUUGUUUUUCAUAGGAAAUGAAGCUGAAAAGAAGAAACGAUCAGUAAAUACAGGUGACUUCAUGGUACUUGAGAUAGAAAAUGAAACUCCUAAGUUGACGGUAGACCUUGGAGAUGGUGCUACUACAUUAAUCUGUGAUAUUAAAGUAUCUGAUGAACAAUGGUACUUUGUAAAAGUUGAAAGAACUGGAAAGAGUUUAACACUAAGUAUAACUAGACAGAAGGAUGGUGAUAUGUGUGUCAACAGUGGAGUAAUGAAAGGUUCAUCAACAAUAUUAAAUUUGGAUAAGACAUCAUCUAAAUUUUUUAUUGGAGGCAUUCCAAGCUAUUUUAAGAGUCCUGCUGACGUUAGCUAUUACUCAUUUGUUGGUACAAUAGAAGAAGUGUAUUUUGGUGAAUCUGCUAUUGGCCUUUGGAAUUUCCAGAAAGCUGAAAACAUUCAGGCUACAAUGGAAAGAGGAAUAAGGAAAAUUGGAGAAGCUGGGUGUCGUUUUAACGGUGAUGGCUUCAUUUCCAUUGGUAGCCAACCAUACAAAUUGGAUACUACCACAGAAAUAGUUUUAAGAUUUAACACCUACGCCAGCGAAGGAUUGUUAUUCUUAGCCCCUGGACUUUCGUCUUUCAUCUCAAUAGAACUCAGGGAAGGGCGUAUUCUGUAUCAGUUUGACCUUGGAAGUGGACCAUUGAUGUUGUUUACUUCAAAAACAUUUAAUGAUGGAAAAUGGCAUAGUAUUGAAGUCACUAGAGUUGAUAAAAAAGGUAACCUAAAAGUGGAUGGUUUAACAGACAAAGAUGGUUACAUAAAUACCACUGAAGCCCCUGGUGAUAAUACAGUAUUUGAGCCUUCUGGAAAACUGUUCAUUGGUGGUUUCCCUAGAGAGCAUAAUAUUUUAGAAGUGACAGAAGUAGAUUUCGAUGGCUGCAUCAACAAUGUGCAGAUUGAUGGAACAAGUGUGGAUCUGAAUAUUCCAGAAGCGAUAGGAACUAUUCAAGGCUGUCCUCCUAAAUUUGCUAGUAUAGUUUCAUUUGAGGACGGUGCAAGAGGAUAUGCACUAUUGCCAAACAUCAGUGCACAGCAUGACAACUUAGAACUUAUUUUGAGGUUCAAAACUUCUUUCCCGAAUGGAUUACUUGCGUAUGCAGAUUUUGGUGAAAAUAGUGUCUCUCUUUCACUUAAUGGUGGCCAAAUUGUAUUUAGAGUUGGAGAAUCAGACACAGUAAUGACAGAACCAAUGUACAAUGACAGCAAUUGGCAUGUAGUUAUGGCAACUUUUGAAAUUGGUUCUCAGCUUCAACUUUUCAUAGAUGAUCAUGAAUCUUUCAGUUCUUUGUCUCCUGCCAAACCAAUACGAAUGCUCCAUGGAAAUUUGUACUUUGGUGGAGUACCAUCAAAAGUAGACGCUCAAGCUGCUAUAUCUAAACAUUUUUCGGGUUGUAUUAGUGAUGCAACAUUGAAUGGUGUAAUAGUUAAUUUUGGUAAUUUGACAGAAAUUCCAGAGGCAGUGAUUGGGAAAUGUAUAGAAGGAGCAAGAAAAAUACCCAUUCAUCGCCCUCCACCACUACCACCUCCAAGAGGUAUUAAAAUCCCUGAUAGUGAGAUACCGAUUACAACUAUUCCUGCUCCAGUAACAACUGAAAAAACAUUCACUUUACCACCACAAAUUGAUAAUGAAAUAAUCACCACAACACCAAGUACAACGUCUGAAGUGUUUAGAAGUGAUUAUUCACCAAAUUGUAAAGUUCCAUUAUACCCGACAACAUCAGUUGAAUAUUCUAAUUUCACUGUUUAUCAUAUUGGAACUAUGGCUGGCAGCAGGCUUGAGUACUUCAUACAAACCAAACUUCGGUUGAAAUUUGACUUUUCAGUUGAUGUUAAAACAGGAGCAAAAGAAGGACUGAUAUUUUAUGUUUCUGAUCAUAUGCAUGUAGAUUUUGUGGCUGUUUACAUCAGUGAAGGAAAGGUCAAUUUCCGUUUUAAUUGUGGCUCUGGAGCAGCUCAUAUAACUUCACAGGUAAUGAUAAGUGAUAAAAAAUGGCACCGUAUAAGAUUUCAAAAGCAAGGUAUUCUAGGAACUUUAACUGUCGACAAUGAUAUUGUGGAAGGAAAAUCAUCUGGAAAUGCAAAAACAAUCAAUAAUGAAGCAACAUAUUAUCUAGGUGGUUUAGAUCCUAGUCCAUUCUUGAAUUCUAAAGAUAAGCUGGAUAAAGUACUUUCGAAUCUCAAGGGAAUCAACAAUUCAUUGGAUGGAUGUUUGAAGGAUUUUAAGUUUAAUAACCAGCUGGAGAAACCUCGCAAGAAGAUAGGUGUUACUCCAUGUGACACACACUAUGAUAGUAUUUAUUUCCAUCCAGAGGGUGGCUUCGUUAAACUCUAUGAUCGUUUUAAGAUGGGAAGAAAAUUUGAUAUCACAAUGGAAAUUAAGCCAAGAUCUCUUUCUGGGCUUUUACUGGCUGUACAUUCCGCAGACGCCUAUUUUGUUCUUGAAAUGGAGAAUGGUGAAGUGAAAAUGACCAUUGACAUUGGAAGUGGUGAUAUAACUGCUACAUAUAAGCCAAAUGAUCCUUACUUUCUCUGUGAUGGAAAUUGGCAUAAGAUCACAUGUGCUAAAGCAAUACAUGCCCUCAUUUUAGGUGUCGAUGGACAAUUCUCAGAACCUAAAGUAGGAAAGCAACCAGUUAAAUUAGCAGACACAAAACAUGUUCUGUAUCUUGGUGGCCAUCCUCCUAACCUCUCCAAGAACUUGAAGGGUAUUAAGUCCAAGCCCCCUUUUAUAGGAUGUAUAAGGAAUGUAAUAAUUAAAACUCGUAAGGAAAGGCUAGAUGCCAGUAAUAUAUAUGGUAAUGCUACAGGAGGAGUUUGUCCUGACUGA
Molecule: messenger RNA, 11106 nt
Organism: Nezara viridula (southern green stink bug)
Lineage: Eukaryota; Metazoa; Arthropoda; Insecta; Hemiptera; Pentatomidae
Source: the annotation of a GenBank genome assembly